Tauraco erythrolophus (red-crested turaco) is the source of this 631-nucleotide messenger RNA. NCBI's taxonomy places the organism in Eukaryota, Metazoa, Chordata, Aves, Musophagiformes, Musophagidae. The record is from RefSeq and is a predicted model, not a curated record.
UUUUUAAUGCAGUAGUGUCAUUGGCUGAAGACUAAACAUGAGAAUAGCAGGUGCUGCAAAGUUGAUAGUAGUCGUAGCAAUAUUUUUAUUGACAUUUUAUGUCAUAUCUCAAGUGUUUGAAAUAAAAAUGGAGACAAACUUAGGACACAUAUUUGCUAGAUCAGCACUGGAUGCAGCUGCACGCUCUACAAAACCUCCAAGAUACAAAUGUGGGAUCUCUAAAGCUUGUCCUGAAAAGCAUUUUGCAUUCAAAAUGGCAAGUGGAGCAGCGAACGUAGUUGGACCUAAAAUUUGUGUAGAAGAUAACGUUUUAAUGAGUGCAGUGAAAAAUAAUGUUGGCAGAGGAAUAAAUGUGGCCUUGGUCAAUGGUAAAACAGGAGAACCGUUAGACACUAAGUUCUUUGACAUGUGGGGAGGAGAUGUGGCACCAUUUAUUGAAUUUCUGAAGUCCAUCCAGGAUGGAACGAUAGUAUUAAUGGGAACAUAUGAUGAUGGUGCAACCAAGCUUAAUGACGAAGCACGGAAACUGAUUGCUGAAUUAGGAAGCACAUCUAUUGCUAACCUUGGCUUUAGAGACAACUGGGUCUUCUGCGGUGGAAAAGGAAUUAAGACUAAAAGUCCAUUUGAACAG